Ipomoea triloba (trilobed morning glory) is the source of this 929-nucleotide messenger RNA. RefSeq names its product multiple organellar RNA editing factor 2, chloroplastic-like. Gene Ontology annotation, biological process: mitochondrial mRNA modification; cytidine to uridine editing. Gene Ontology annotation, cellular component: mitochondrion. NCBI's taxonomy places the organism in Eukaryota, Viridiplantae, Streptophyta, Magnoliopsida, Solanales, Convolvulaceae. The coding region runs from base 45 to 746 and encodes 233 amino acids. The record is from RefSeq and is a predicted model, not a curated record. The transcript has 4 exons.
UUGCCGGUCUCCAUUUCUCACUUACUCUCCGGCGAACCUUAACCAUGGCCGGCGCGUCAGCUGUAACUGUCACCGGUUCACUAAUUACAAGUCGACCGACCACUUCUACAGGAAUUUUUCAUAAACGGAUUUUCUCAACUGGUCUAUCUAUACUCACCAGUAAUGUCUCUGGAUCCAUUCAUGCUCAGUCUCUCCGGGCCGUCGCUCGCGGCGGUGCUCGGUUGGCUCCGAUUAGCUGCAGGGCUAGCCGUUCCGCCUACUCGCCCCUCAAUUCCAGGCCUAACUCCGGCGACCGCCCUCCCGCCGAUAUAGGUCCUCUUUUUCCCGGCUGCGACUACGAGCACUGGCUUAUAGUGAUGGAUAAGCCUGGAGGAGAAAACGCUACCAAACAGCAAAUGAUUGAUUGUUACAUUCAAACCCUAGCUAAAGUUGUUGGAUGUGAAGAAGAGGCUAAGAAGAAGAUAUACAAUGUCUCCUGUGAGAGGUACUUUGGAUUUGGAUGUGAAAUUGAUGAAGAGACAUCCACUAAACUGGAAGGGUUGCCUGGAGUUCUCUUUGUUCUUCCAGAUUCUUAUGUUGACCCUGAGAACAAGGACUAUGGAGCUGAGCUGUUUGUUAACGGAGAAAUCAUGCAAAGGUCACCUGAAAAACAGAAGAGGGUGGAGCCAGUACCACAGAGAGCACAAGAUAGACCUAGGUAUAAUGACCGGACACGUUAUGUAAGGCGCCGUGAGAAUACAAGGUGAAAGUUAGAGAAUGCAUGAAAGAAGAGAAUUCUUUGACAUAUUUAAGCGGGGGGAAAUGUCUGUUACUGAUUAAGAAGAGAAUUCUUUGACAUAUGUCAGCCUGCCUGUUGUAUUGAUGUCUUUAUAGUUGUAUGGCUGAGCUUAUCGCCUUAUCUUUAAGACUGUGAAGUUACAACUGUUGCA